AGUAUGACCAUAUGCAGCGUAAACAGCUGUUUACAAAAACAAAACCAAGCAAAGAAGCGAAAAUUAUUAGCGAAUUUUAAAAAGCAAAUAAAGUAGAUCACACGAGCAGAGUCGGAAAAACAUCAUUGACUUGGGGAUGUUCUGCUGCCUACGCACCUGUCUCAAUGGAGGACACAUGAGGAAGCCCACGGCAACCAGUCGCCUCCGGGAGCCCGAUGUUCACCUGGAUGCAGCGCAUAUGGGACCCGACGUUAUCCUGCUGUCGCACCAGCUGCGCGUAACGGGCACUGGAGGCGUCCUGGCCACGGCGCCUUUGGUCCAGUCGAAGUCCUACUUCGAGGUGAAGAUCCAACACGGAGGCAGCUGGUCGGUGGGCUUGGCGACGCGGCAAACGGAUCUCAGCCGCAAGAGCGGCGGCGGGGAUCGGGAGUCCUGGUGCCUGUGCUCCGAUAAUGCCACACGCCACAAUGAUCGAGAGGAGUUCGGACCUGUGGUGCAGGCUGCUUGCACCACUCAGCCGGCUAGAACGACCAAUGGAAUCCUGAACAACAGCGCUGCCAAGGCGGCUGGACUCAUCGCCAUCGAGGACUUGCAGCAGGAAGAUCUGCUGAUGACCACUGGGGUGGCACCAUCCGAUGUUGAUGUGGGUGAUUCGUUGAUAGCAACGCCACAGCGAGACUUUCCCGACGAGGGAGACAUUGUGGGCGUCGCCUUUGACCAUGUGGAGCUGAAUUUCUACUUUAAUGGAAAGAACCUGGAGGUUCCCUUCCGAAAUGUACGAGGAGCAGCACUUUUUCCCGUCAUUUAUGUGGGCAAUGGCGCUAUUCUGGACAUCAUCCUGGACAAUUUUUCGCACGGACCACCACCUGGAUUCGAGCGUAUUCUAUUGGAACAGUCCCUUCUUUAGAUAGUCCACACAAAGCCUUGAACAAAUUAGCAACUUGAGAACAAAAAAUUAACAAGAAUAGCAAGAGGACGGUGCAUUUUAGGACUAGGGACGCAUUUUAUUCCAACAAUUAAGAGCUUUUAUGUGCUACUGCUUUAGAGCAAGCCAAUCGUCUUGAUUACUAAUUUAUUUGUUUGAUUUUCUAAUUUAUAUAUAUUUGAUUACAUUAUACAUUAAGUUUUAAAAGAUGAACCUUCAGUGUAGGGCUUAUCGAAUAACAUGCUAGUAAAGUAUUAGCAAUUCCUUUGCCACAUUUUCCCUCUAGUCAAAAAGAAAACGUUUGAAAAAGUUUUACCCUGAAACUUUACUUUUUAAGCCAGUUUGUUAAUUGCCUUUCGUACUUACUUAUAGUUGUAAAAUGCACUGUGCUGUUCUCAUUUAGACAUCAGGUGUAUAAAUUUGUAAACUCUAGUCCUUGCACUACCCAAACCGAAAGUGUUGGUUUUAUUUUAUUAAUAUUUUGUAAAUUAUUUACGUAGCUUGACCUCGCGACUGCAAUUGUAUUAUACACAGAGAUAUGUACGUAUCUGCAUACAGAUACAGAUGGAUUUUUUGUAGGACUAGGUGAUUACAAUUCAAUUCUGACAUCAUACACAUUCCAAUUUACAACGGCAACGUACUCGAGCACGGAAUCACCUAACUAAGUAUAAGAAUAUAUCUGUAUAUCAAAUAAAUUGUAUCUACACGUA
This is a messenger RNA of Drosophila erecta, 1635 nucleotides long. RefSeq names its product SPRY domain-containing protein 7. The coding region runs from base 137 to 907 and encodes 256 amino acids. The record is from RefSeq and is a predicted model, not a curated record. The transcript has 3 exons. Gene Ontology annotation, molecular function: protein binding. NCBI's taxonomy places the organism in Eukaryota, Metazoa, Arthropoda, Insecta, Diptera, Drosophilidae.